AUGAAGCGGACGCUGAAUCAGCUGUACGCCAAUGGCUCGAUCAAUAAGCCCCCCGACGAUGUCCUGGCCUUCAUUGCCCGCUUCAAUCGACUGGUCACAGCCGCCAGAGGCAGCGUCACCCCUGACCCAAAGGACAUUCGCGAUCUCUUGCACGAACAUGCGAUCUAUGGUGACGACGCCAUGGUAAUCCCACGCGUACUGAUUGCAGACAGGACUCCGGAAAAUCUAUAUCUUGGCAAGAAGCUGAUGCUCAGCCUGUCAAGAGUUGGUAACAUUGAAGCUUCUAUCAGGAUUAUGGCCGAUGCCAUCUACACUUCGAAAAAGAACCCACAUGCUCUGCAGUCCAGAGAGAUCAUGUUCGCCAAAGAACACCUGAGGAUCGCAGCAAAUGAGAAGCUCAACUAUCGUGCUAUGGUGUGCGAGGGCAAGGUUGCACAUGCUUUGGGCGACGAAGAGCGAGCCAUACAAAUGUGGACUGAUGCCAUCAGCGCGGCCGUGGCUGCCGCCGAGGAACGUGAGCCGAGGGAAAGGCAGGCGGGUGUUCCAAGUGCGCUUAUGGCACGCGUCCAACGAGAUCCUCUGGAGUUGUCAACGCCGUGGAUUGAGUUGAUGUUGAUUCAUUGGCAGCGGACUAGAAUUAAGGGCUUGGAUGAAAUGGCUCAAUGCGAAUGGGCCAUGAAUAUUGGUUGUGAGCAGGACGAUCCGACCUCCCAUUACUACGCAUCCACCUUCGUGAAACGGCUCGACAGCGAAGGCGGCCAUGUUGGUACAAGCGAAUGGUUGUAUCAUGUCACGAAAGCUGCUUCGUCGGGCCACCCAAAGGCUGCCUAUGAGCUUGCUGUCUUCUAUGCCGAAAGUGGCUGGAAAUAUAUCGAAGAUGAGCCUCCCGAUCAUGUCAAGCCAACUCCGUUCGACUCCUACCCAAGCAAUUCAGCAACAUUUCUGGAUUCAGUGCUUUCAUUUCUUGGGCUGAAGACACGAGAAAAGGCACGGCCACAGGAAAGCAUCUUCCACAGUGCCAUGUUCCCGUCCACGGCGGCUGCCAGACAUGAAAUCGCAUACAACUGGCUCGAUGUUGCGAUUGGAUACUGCUAUGCUCCUGCAUAUCUCUUUCGUGCUCGUAUGCUGCUAGCGAAGAACUUGUGGGCGGGUGCCGAUGCUCCCGAUGCCGCUCUCAGUCUCAAUCGAAGUCGUUACACUUAUGCCUCAAAAGAGGAUUACCACGCCGGAGAAACAGCAUCGAACAACGGACAAAGCUCAAAGGCGGACGUCGCUGAUCCUCCAAACCCGUUUCGAAACGAGGAAUCAGCAAAGGCUUUUUUGAGAGAGGUCUUUUAUGCCCAUGAAGCAAAUGAUUAUGCUAGCCAAGCACGUCGAGCAUAUGCAAACUCACGACGUUCUAGACAGUGGCAAGGAGAGGAGGAAAUCCUCGAUGAGUACUUUUGGCGCAAAUAUGGACCUGACGUCCAAAAGUUCUUUCGCUUUCCUGAAAUCCGAGAGAUGUACGAAGACCAAAUCGAAAGUCUGUACGAACAAGCGAAGGAGCUGUGUGACCAGCAUCAAUUCGACAUAUACGACAAGGAGAAUGCUUUGAUCUACAAAGCGGGUACUGGAAAGAAGCGAAAGAGUAAGACUGUCCACAGUGCCUCGUUUUGA
Messenger RNA from Pseudocercospora fijiensis CIRAD86, 1656 nucleotides. RefSeq lists its product as uncharacterized. The transcript has a single exon. The record is from RefSeq and is a predicted model, not a curated record. Bases 1 to 1656 code for a protein of 551 amino acids. Lineage: Eukaryota; Fungi; Ascomycota; Dothideomycetes; Mycosphaerellales; Mycosphaerellaceae.